Messenger RNA from Acanthosepion pharaonis, 7752 nucleotides. The record is from the annotation of a GenBank genome assembly. NCBI's taxonomy places the organism in Eukaryota, Metazoa, Mollusca, Cephalopoda, Sepiida, Sepiidae.
AUGCAGGCAAAUACGGUAAUUGGUCUUGUGUCAUGUCACAAGAUUUUCAACUUUCCUAUUCUUACCUAUUACCUUCCUAUUUUUUUCUUCUUUUUUAGUUCCCUUUUCUCUCUCCCCCUUUACUUGUUCUAUUCUUUUCUUUUAUUUUACGCCCACAGUCUUUCUUUUUUCGUUUUUUUUUUUAGUUUUCUAUGUCUUUCUUUCUUUUAUGUUCUAGUUCCUUUCAUUCUUCAUUGUGAAGAGAGGGAGACUCCUUCAAGACAUUUUACCCUAGACACAGCACUACUGCAGUACAUGAGCAGCUCCCGCUUCGGGAGUGCCCAUAACGUGACACACUUCUUUCAUUUUCUUGCUUCUGUCUUUUCUUCUUUCUCUUACAUUGGUUUAUUUCUUUCUUUUGCUUUUUUCUUCUUCUCUUUCCUUCCUUUUCAAUGUUCUUUUUUCCAUCAUUCUUUUUCUUCUUUCAUUCUUUCUUUUUUCCUUUUCCCCAGUCUCGAUUAUUUUCCUAUUUUUUCUUAUCGUAUCUUUUCUCUUUUGUCAUUUUUGCGUAUCGUCUUUUCUUCCUGUUUCUUUUCUUCGAUUCUGUUUUUUCCUGUUUCUUUUCUCACAUUUUCAAUUCGAUUCUUAGAAAAUUCGAUUUUUGAAGUUUCUUCCUGUUUCUUUUUCUUUUCUCAAAAUUUCUUCCUGUUUCUUUUCUCCACAUUUCUCGAUUCUGAAGUUUCUUCCUGUUUCUUUUCAUUUCUCGAUUCUAGAAAGUUUCUUCCUGUUUCUUUUCUCACAUUUCUCGAUUCUAGAAGUUUCUUCCUGUUCUUUUCUUUUCUCAUAUUUCUUCGAUUUCUCGAUUCUGAAAAAGUUUCUUCCUGUUUCUCACAUUUCUCGAUUCUUUUCUUCCUGUUUCUUUCUCAUUUUCUCGAUUCUAGAAGAUUCUUCCUGUUUCUUUUCUCACAUUUCUCGAUUCUAGAAGUUUCUUCCUUUUUCUUUUCUCAUUUCUCGAUUCUAAAGUUUCUUCCUGUUUCUUUUCUCACAUUUCUCGAUUCUAGAAGUUUCUUCCUGUUUCUUUUCUCCACAUUUCUCGAUUCUAGAAGUUUCUUCCUGUUUCUUUUCUCACAUUUCUCGAUUCUAGAAGUUUCUUCCUGUUUUCUUUUCUCAUUUCUCGAUUCUAGAAGUUUCUUCCUGUUUCUUUUCUCAUUUCUCGAUUCUAGAAAGAUUCUUCCUGUUUUUUUCUCAUUUCUCGAUUCUGUUUCUUCCUGUUUCUUUUUUCUCACAUUUCUCGAUUCUAGAAGUUUCUUCCUGUUUCUUUUCUCACAUUUCUCGAUUCUAGAAGUUUCUUCCUGUUUCUUUCUCACAUUUCUCGAUUCUAGAUUUUCUUCCUGUUUCUUUUCUCACAUUUUCUCGAUUCUAGAAGUUUCUUCCUGUUUCUUUUCUCUCAUUUCUCGAUUUAGAAAAGUUUCUUCCUGUUUCUUUUCUCAUUUCUCGAUUCUAGAAGAUUUCUUCCUGUUUCAUUUUCUCACAUUUCUCGAUUCUAGAGUUUCUUCCUGUUUCUUUUCUCACAAGUUUCUUCCUGUUUCUUUUCUCACAUUUUUCUCGAUUCUAGAAGUUUCUUCCUGUUUCUUUUCUCACAUUUUUCUCGAUUCUAGAAGUUUCUUCCUGUUUCUUUUCUCAUAUUCUCUCGAUUCUAGAAGUUUCUUCCUGUUUCUUUUCUCUCAUUUCUCGAUUCUAAAGUUUCUUCCUGUUUCUUUUCUCACAUUUCUCGAUUCUAAGUUUCUCCUGUUUCUUCCUUCUCGAUUUUUCUGUUUCUUUUUCUCAUAUUUCUCGAUUCUAAGAUUCUUCUCGAUUCUAGAAGUUUCUUCCUGUUCUUUUCGAAGAAGUUUCUUCCUGUUUCUUUUCUCACAUUUCUCGAUUCUAGAAAAGUUUCUUCCUGUUUCUUUUCUCACAUUUCUCGAUUCUAGAAGUUUCUUCCUGUUUCUUUUCUCACAUUUCUCGAUUCUAGAAAUUUCUUCCUGUUUCUUUUUCUUUCAUUUCUCGAUUCUAGAUUCUUUUCUUCCUGUUUCUUUCUCAUAUUUCUCGAUUCUAGAAAAGUUUCUUCCUGUUUCUUUUCUCACAUUUCUCGAUUCAGAAAUUUCUUCCUGUUUCUUUCUCACAUUUCUCGAUUCUAGAAGUUUCUUCCUGUUUCUUUUCUCACAUUUCUCGAUUCUAGAAGUUUCUUCUGUUUCUUUUCUCACUUCGAUUCUAAGUUUCUUCCUGUUUCUUUUCUCAUUUCUCGAUUCUAGAAGUUUCUUCCUGUUUCUUUUCUCACAUUUCUCGAUUCUGAAGUUUCUUCCUGUUUCUUUUCUCAUAUUUCUCGAUUUUAGAAGUUUCUUCCUAAGUUUCUUCCUGUUUCUUUUCUCACAUUUCUCGAUUCUAGAAGUUUCUUCCUGUUUCUUUUUCACAUUUCUCGAUUCUAGAAGUUUCUUCCUGUUUCUUUUUCUCACAUUUCUCGAUUCGAAAUUUCUUCCUGUUUCUUUUCUCACAUUUCUCAUUUUCUCGAUUCUAGAAAAGUUUCUUCCUGUUUCUUUUCUCAUAUUUCUCGAUUCUAGAAGUUUCUCUUCCUGUUUAUUUUCUCAUUUCUCGAUUCUAGAGUUUCUUCCUGUUUCUUUUCUCACAUUUCUCGAUUCUAGAAGUUUCUUCCUGUUUCUUUUCUCACAUUUCUCGAUUCUAGAAGUUUCUUCCUGUUUCUUUUCUCAUAUUUCUCGAUUCUUGAAGUUUCUUCCUAAGUUUCUUCCUUUUUCUUUUCUCAUUUCUCGAUUCUUUCUUCCUGUUUCUUUUCUCACAUUUCUCGAUUCUAGAAGUUUCUUCCUGUUCUUUUCUCCUUUUCUCGAUUCUAGAAGUUUCUUCCUGUUUCUUUUCUCAUUUUUCUCGAUUCUAGAAGUUUCUUCCUGUUCUUUUCUCUCAUUUCUCGAUUCUAGAAGUUUCUUCCUGUUUCUUUUCUCCAUUUCUCAUUCUAGAAGUUUCUUCCUGUUUCUUUUCUCACAUUUCUCGAUUCUAAGUUUCUUCCUGUUUCUUUUCUCACAUUUCUCGAUUCUAGAAGUUUCUUCCUGUUUUUUUCUCCACAUUCUCGAUUCUAGAAGUUUCUUCCUGUUUUUUCUCACAUUUUCGAUUCGAAUUCUGUUUCUUUCUCUCAUUUCUCGAUUUUUGAAGUUUCUUUUCCUGUUUCUUUUCUCAUUUCUCGAUUCUAGAAGUUUCUUCCUGUUUCUUUUUUCUCAUUUCUCGAUUCUAGAAGUUUCUUCCUGUUUCUUUUCUCACAUUUUCUCGAUUCUAGAAGUUUCUUCCUGUUUCUUUUCUCACAUUUUCUCGAUUCUAGAAGUUUCUUCUGUUUCUUUCUCAUAUUUCUCGAUUCAGAAUUCUUCCUGUUUCUUUUCUCAUUUCUCGAUUCUAAUUUCUUCCUGUUUCUUUUCUCAUUUCUCGAUUCUAGAAGUUUUCUUCCUGUUUCUUUUCUCACAUUUCUCGAUUCUAGAAGUUUCUUCCUGUUUCUUUUCUCAUUCUAGUUUUCCUAAGUUUCUUCCUGUUUCUUUUCUCACAUUUCUCGAUUCUAGAAGUUUCUUCCUGUUUCUUUUCUCAUUUCUCGAUUCUAGAAGUUUCUUCCUGUUUCUUUUCUCAUAUUUCUCGAGUUUUCUUCCUGUUUCUUUUCUCAUUUUCUCUUCCUUUUUCCUUUCUUUUCUCAUAUUUCUCGAUUCUAGAAGUUUCUUCCUGUUUCUUUUCUCACAUUUUCUCGAUUCUAGAAGUUUCUUCCUGUUUCUUUUCUCACAUUUCUCGAUUCUAAGUUUCUUCCUGUUUCUUUUCUCACAUUUCUCGAUUCUAGAAGUUUCUUCCUGUUUCUUUUUCUCAUUUCUCGAUUGCAGUUUCUUCCUGUUUCUUUCUCAUUUCUCGAUUCUAGAAGAUUCUUCCUGUUUCUUUUCUCAUUUCUCGAUUCUAGAAGUUUCUUCCUGUUUCUUUUCUCACAUUUUCUCGAUUCUAGAAGUUUCUUCCUGUUUUUUUCUCACAUUUCUCGAUUCUAGAAGAUUCUUCUUCCUGUUUCUUUUCUUUUUUUUUUCAAUUCUAGAAAAGUUUCUUCCUGUUUCUUUUCUCACAUUUCUCGAUUCUAGAAGUUUCUUCCUGUUUCUUUUCUCACAUUUCUCGAUUCUGAAGUUUCUUCCUGUUUCUUUUUCAUUUCUCAGUUUCUUCCUGUUUUUUUCUCAAUUUCUCGAUUCUAAGUUUCUUCCUGUUUUUCUCACAUUUCUCGAUCUAGAAUUUUUCUUCCUGUUUCUUUUCUCCAUUUUCUCGAUUCUAAGUUUCUUCCUGUUUCUUUUCUCACAUUUCUCGAUUCUAAGUUUCUUCCUGUUUCUUUUCUCACAUUUUCGAUUCCUAAGUUUCUUCCUGUUUCUUUUCUCAUUUCUCGAUUCUAGAAGUUUCUUCCUGUUUCUUUUUCUCACAUUUCUCGAUUCUAGAAGAUUCUUCCUGUUUCUUUUCUCACAUUUUCUCGAUUCUGAAGUUCUUCCUUUUUUCUUCCUGUUUCUUUUUCUCUCAUUUCUCGAUUCUAGAAGUUUCUUCCUGUUUCUUUUCUCACAUUUCUCGAUUCUAGAAGUUUCUUCCUGUUUCUUUUCUCUUUUUCUCGAUUCUAGAAGUUUCUUCCUAUUUUCCUGUUUCUUUUCCACAUUUCUUUCUUUUCUGUUCCACAUUUCUCUCGAUUCUAGAAGUUUCUUCCUGUUUCUUUUCUCACAUUUCUCGAUUUAUUCUAAAUUUCUUCCUGUUUCUUUUCUCACAUUCUCGAUUCUAGAAGUUUCUUCCUGUUUCUUUUCACAUUUCUCGAUUCUAGAAAAGUUUCUUCCUGUUUCUUUUCUCAUAUUUCUCGAUUGGGAAAGUUUCUUCUUCCUGUUUCUUUUCUCACAUUUCUCGAUUCUAGAGAUUUCUUCCUGUUUCUUUUCUCCAUUUCUCGAUUCUAAUAAAUUUCUUCCUUUUUCUUUUCUCAUAUUUCUCGAUUCUAAAGUUUCUUCCUGUUUCUUUUCUCAUUUUUCUCCUGAUUCUAACGUUUCUUCCUGUUUCUUUUCUCAUAUUUUCUCGAUUCUAAUUUUCGAUUCCUGUUUUCUUUUUCCACAUUUCUCGAUUCUAAGAUUUUCUGUUUCUUUUCUCACAUUUCUCGAUUCUGAAAAGUUUCUUCCUGUUUCUUUUCUUUUCUCGAUUCUAAAGUUUCUUCCUGUUUCUUUUCUCACAUUUCUCGAUUCUAGAAGUUUCUUCCUGUUUCUUUUCUCACAUUUCUCGAUUCUAGAAUUUCUUCCUGUUACUUUCUCACAUUUCUCGAUUCUAGAAGUUUCUUCCUGUUUCUUUUCUAAUUUCUCGAUUCUGAAGUUUCUUCCUAAGUUUCUUCCUGUUUCUUUUCUCAUAUUUCUCGAUUCUAGAAGUUUCUUCCUGUUUCUUUUUUCUCAUUUCUCGAUUCUAGAAAUUUCUUCCUGUUUCUUUCUCGAUUUCUCGAUUCUAGAAGUUUCUUCCUGUUUCUUUUCUCAUUUCUCGAUUCUAGAAGUUUCUUCCUUUUCUUUUCUCACAUUUCUCGAUUCUAUUCUUCUGUUUUUCUUCACAUUUCUCGAUUCUAAGGUUUCUUCCUGUUUCUUUUCUCAUUUCUCGAUUCUAGAAAGUUUCUUCCUGUUCUUUUCUCACAUUUCUCGAUUCAAAGUUUCUUCCUGUUUCUUUUCUCAUUCUAGAUUUCUCAAGUUUCUUCCUGUUCCUUUUCUCACAUUUCUCGAUUCUAGAAGUUUCUUCCUGUUUCUUUUCUCACAUUUCUCGAUUCUAAGUUUCUUCUGUUCUUUUCUCCAAUUUCUUCCUGUUUCUUUUCUCACAUGUCUCGAUUCUAGAAGUUUCUUCCUGUUUCUUUUCUCACAUUUCUCGAUUCUAGAAGUUUCUUCCUGUUUCUUUUCUCAUAUUUCUCGAAUCUUGAAGUCUCUUCCUAAGAUUCUUCCUUUUCUUUUCUCAGAGUUUAAAAGUUUCUUCCUGUUUCUUUUCUCAUUUCUCGAUUCUAGAAGUUUCUUCCUGUUUCUUUUCUCAUAUUUCUCGAUUCUAGAAGUUUCUUCCUGUUUCUUUUCUCACAUUUCUCGAUUCUGGAAGUUUCUUCCUGUUUCUUUUCUCAUAUUUCUCGAUUCUAGAAGAUUCUUCCUGUUUCUUUUCUCACAUUUCUCGAUUCUAGAAGUUUCUUCCUGUUUCUUUUCUCAUAUUUCUCGAUUCUUUCUUCCGUUUCUUUUCUAUUUCUCGAUUCUAGAGUUUCUUCCUAAGUUUCUUCCUGUUUCUUUUUUUCUCGAUUCUAGAAGUUUUCUUUACGGUUUUCUUUUCUCGAUUCUAGAAGUUUCUUCCUGUUUCUUUUCCAUUUUCUCGAUUCUAGAAGUUUCUUCCUGUUUCUUUUCUCUCGAUUCUAGAAGUUUCUUCCUUUUCUUCCUGUUUCUUUUCUCCCAUUUCUCGAUUCUAGAAAUUUCUUUUUCUUUUCUCCCAUUUCUCGAUUCUAGAAGUUUCUUCUUCCUUUUCUCAUUUCUUUCUGAACAAAAUUUCUUCCGUUUCUUUUCUCACAUUUUCUCGAUUCUGAUUUCUUCCUGUUUCUUUUCUCAUUUCUCGAUUCUAAGUUUCUUCCUGUUUUUUUUCUCCAUAUUUCUCGAUUUUAGAAGAUUCUUCCUGUUUCUUUUCUGUUCUCGAUUCUUUCUUCCUGUUCCUUUUCUCACAUUUCUCGAUUCUAGAAAUUUCUUCCUGUUUCUUUUCUCAUUUUUCUCGAUUCUAGAAGUUUCUUCCUGUUUCUUUUUCUCACAUUUCUCGAUUCUAGAAGUUUCUUCCUGUUUCUUUUCUCAUUUCUCGAUUCUAGAAGUUUCUUCCUGUUUCUUUUCUCCACAUUUCUCGAUUCUAGAAGUUUCUUCCUGUUUUCUUUUCUUUUCUCGAUUCUACAGGUUUCUUCCUGUUUUCUUUUUUCAUUUCUCGAUUCUAGAAGUUUUCUUCCUGUUUCUUUUUCAUAUUUCUCAUUCUUUCUCCAUUUUCUUGAAGUUUCUUCCUGUUUCUUUCUCAUGUUCUCGAUUCUUUCUUUUUCUUUUUUCACAUUUCUCGAAGAAGUUUCUUCCUGUUUCUUUUCUCACAUUUCUCGAUUCUAGAAGUUUCUUCCUGUUUCUUUUCUCACAUUUCUCGAUUCUAGAAGUUUCUUCCUGUUUCUUUUCUCCAUUUUCUCGAUUCUGUUUCUUCCUGUUUCUUUUCUCACAUUUCUCGAUUCUAGAAAGUUUCUUCCUGUUCCUUUUUCUCACAUUUCUCGAUUCUAGAAUUUUCUUCCUGUUUCUUUUCUCACAUUUCUCGAUUCUAGAAAAGUUUCUUCCUGUUUCUUUUCUCACAUUUCUCGAUUCUAGAAGUUUCUUCCUGAUUCUUUUCUCAUAUUUCUCGAUUCUAGAAGUUUCUUCCUGUUACUUUUCUCACAUUUCUCGAUUCUUUUCUUCCUGUUUCUUUUCUCCAUUUUCUCGAAUCUUCACAGUUUCUUCCUGUUUUUUUUUCACAUUUCUCGAUUCUAGAAGUUUCUUCCUGUUUCUUUUCUCACAUUUCUCGAUUCUAGAAUUUUCUUCUUUUUCUUUUCUCCCAUUUCUCGAUUCUAGAAGUUUCUUCCUGUUUCUUUUCUCCCAUUUCUCGAUUCUAGAAGUUUCUUUUUCCUCGAUUCUUCUGUUUCUUUUCUCAUAUUUCUCGAUUCUAGAAGUUUCUUCCUGUUUCUUUUCUCACAUUUCUCGAUUCUAG